CGACUAGCAGUUACUGUGUAAUAUGUCGAAUUUUAAAUCAACAUAGCAACGUUUGCGUUGCCAGUACACAAAAUGAACCAGGAUACAGAUGGGGGAGGCUGGUGCUCCAUCCUGCUGUUCUUAUGCAUUGCCGUCACCAUUGGCUCCGUUCUGCCCGUUGGCUACUGCUUUGGUGUGAUGAAUGCGCCCGCUGAGUUCAUCAAAACGUGGGCUGCAGAAUCCUUCAAUGCGCACUACUCAACACAACUCAGCGAUGGACAAACCACCUUGCUCUGGGCUAUCAUAGUGUCGGUGUUUCAGAUAGGUGGUAUCAUUGGUUCGUUAUGCGCAGCUAGCUUAAACACCAGAUACGGGCGACGCGGCACUCUCCGCAUAACUGACUUUAUAUUCACCAUGUCGUUUUUAUUGUUUUUGCUUUGUCGCUAUAUUGUCAAAUCGGUGGAAAUGUUGCUGAUGGGUCGUUUCCUUGGUGGUGUGGCAUCCGCCCUUGUCUACUCCACGCAGCCCAUGUAUCUGGUCGAACUUGCGCCGCCCGAGCUAAGCGGCAGCGUUGGCGUCUUCACUUGCAUCGGCAUUACUGGUGGCGUCGUCGUGGGUCAACUAUUAAGCUUUGACUUUGUGUGGGGCACCAAGGAACAUUGGCACUGGGCACUAUCUGCAUUCAUCAUAUUCGUUUGGAUCGGCUCGCUGUGCUCGUGUUUUUACCCCGAGAGUCCGCGAUUUCUCGUGGCGAAGGGCAGAACGGCAGAUGCGAAGAUGGUGCUCCAGCAUUUGCGUGGACUAGACCAGCGUGCUGAAAAGGAGCUGGCCCAGAUCGAAGCUGCGGCACAUAGAGCAGAGCAAUCGAUGAGCAUCAAGGAUGUCGUUUGCAACGGCAAAUUGCAAAUGGCCAUCAUUCUGGUUUGCUCCUUUCAUUUUGUUCAACAAGGAAGCGGCAUCAAUGCUAUCUGGUUUUACUCGGUGGCCACGUUCACGGAUGCGGGCUUCAGCACAUCAGUGGCUUUGUGGCUCAACUUUGCACUGGGUGUGCUUAACUUUUUGGCCGCUCUGUGCGGUGUCGUCCUUAUGGCCAAAUUCGAUCGACGUCUUAUGAUGAUGCUCUCAUGCAUUUUGUCGGCUCUAUUUAUGUUGCUACUCAGUUUUGGAUUACACUUUGCGGAUGUCUUUAAAUGGCUGGCGUAUAUUUGUAUUGUCUUGCUCGCUUUAUACAUGCUGUCUUUCAAUAUGGCGCUUGGUCCGAUGCCCUAUUUCAUAGGCUCAGGUUUCUUUUUUGUGAUAUCGCCCCGUGCCGCUGUCAUGGCCUUGGGCAGCCUUUCCAAUUGGAUCAUGAAUUUUGUGAUUGGCAUGAUUUUUCCCAUACUAAGCGACUGCAUUGGAUCGUUUGCUUUCUUGGUUUUCGCUGUUAUAUGUGUUUAUGGCUUUUUAUUAACUUACAGAUACUUGCCAGAGACGAGAAAUCGCACUCCCGAGGAUGUUGCUCCUCUAAUGGAGAAUGGUUUCAAGUCAAAGAUCAAAUAGAAUUCAUUUUUGCCUUUUUCUGAAAAGUAAGGAAACGGAAGUAAGCUUUUUAACGGAAGUAACUUUUUUUCAGACAGCUUAUUAUCCAAAAUAAAUAAAUACUCAUUUUAACGAUCGGAUGAGUUAAUAGAAGUACUUUAGAAAAAUAGUCGUUUUUAGAAGUCAAAUAAAUUUAUAAUGUGGUUUAAAAAUAUAUUUACUCUACUAUUUCACUUUUCAAAAAGUUUUGAAUAUUUUGAAAAUUUGUGGCAUCACUGACUUGCACUCUCACUCUCAAUGUGGCGCCGUGGCGUUCUCUUUUUUUUUGGAGAGAGCUUUGAGCCAAUUGCGACGUCACAGGUAAAGCGUCAAGAUUAGCAUUUGUAUGAGCCUUCUAUUAAUAUAAUGUGGCCAGUGGGCAGUAGAACGUUGAGGCAAACGGAACGUCUCAUUUUCCAGAAGAACGCGCGGAGCUUCGCAAAUAAAUGCCGCAGAGUCGAAUUUGAAAUCGUCGGCAUCGUCUAGUGAAGUGUGUGGAAUUAAGUAAUGUGCGUUUAAAAAUAAAAUAUAGCAACAGCACUGCAGGUGCCAAACGCAUAAAACACAAUCACAAAUGAAUGAAAGAAAAAUGAAAAUGUAUUGCACGAAAUAGAGCAACAUAAAUAUUUGUAUAUUGAAUCAUUGAUAAAAUAACAUAUAGCGCAUUGUAGUUUUAAAAUAGAUGAUGUGCAUGCAAGUCAGCUGCUGCGAAAAAUAAUUCAAAAUAUCUAACGAAACGAAACGAACCGUAAAUCGCAACAAUGCAAUGACGACGACGACGACGGCGCAUUUAUGACGUCACGGCCGGCGCGUCUCUCACGGACAUCUGGCAAAGAAAUAACACAAAACAGCAAUAAUAACAUUACUAUGUAUGUAUGCAUGUUCAUAUGUACACUGUGUACACAUCGACCGACAGCAACAACAAACAAAAAAGCACGUCAUGGUGAUCGUUGAUAGUUAUCGAUUGUUCAUGAUAAAUGAGCUCAAGCUUUAGUGUAAAUACGAAAGAUGAACAAUUAAUGAGAUAAAUUUACAUUUGUGUGAAUGUGUGUGCGAUGAGUACACGUGUACUGUUUACCAGAAUA
Messenger RNA from Drosophila sulfurigaster albostrigata, 2621 nucleotides. RefSeq names its product solute carrier family 2, facilitated glucose transporter member 3 (gene sut3). The record is from RefSeq and is a predicted model, not a curated record. Gene Ontology annotation, cellular component: membrane. Gene Ontology annotation, molecular function: hexose transmembrane transporter activity. NCBI's taxonomy places the organism in Eukaryota, Metazoa, Arthropoda, Insecta, Diptera, Drosophilidae. Gene Ontology annotation, biological process: monosaccharide transmembrane transport.